AUGAAGGUUAAGAUCGAGAGCUCCAAGAUCGUCAAGCCGCUGUACGAGGACGGCGAGGCGCCGGCGCGUGCGCAGUGGGUGCCGCUUUCCGUGUUCGACAAGGUGACGUACGGGGAGCACGUCGCCAUCAUCUUCGCGUUCCGGCCGCCGAACCCGCCCAACAGCGAGGUCGAGCUGGGCCUGGCCAAGGCGCUCGCCGUGUACCAGGAGUGGGCCGGGCAGAUCGGCGACGGUCCCGACGGGCGCCGGUCGGUGCUGCUGAACGACGCCGGGGCGCGCUUUGUGGAGGCCAAGGUGGACGCGCCCAUGGCGGUGUCCGUGCCGUCCGGGCCGUCGCCUGAGGUGAGGCGGCUGCACCCGAGGAUCGACGACGGCCCUGUGGAGCUGGUGCAGGUGCAGCUGACUCGCUUCUCCUGUGGGUCGCUGGCCGUGGGCUUCGCGGGGCACCACCAGAUCGCCGACGGGCAGGCCACGGCCAACUUCCUGGCGGCGUGGGGCCUCGCUACGCGGCAGCUCCCGGUGUCGCCGCUCCCGGUCUGCGACCGCGGCACCCGGUUCGCGCCGCGCGAGCCGCCGCUCGUGGAGUUCCCGCACCGGGAGGUGGAGUACAGGGCGCCGGCACCAAACACGAUGGACGAGAAGGAGGAGAUCGGCUUUGGCGCGGCGGGGCACGACAAGGUGAAGGUGCACAUGAUGCACCUGAGCAAGGAUUUCGUGGCGCGGCUCAAGGCGCGGGCCUCGUCGGGGCUCCCGCCGUCGAGGCGCGGCUACACGACGUUCCAGAGCGUGGUGGCGCACCUCUGGCGCGCGAUCACCGCGGCGCGCGGCCUGGGCGCCGACGUGACGACCAAGGUCCGCAUCUCCGUGAACGGCCGGAUGCGCAUGCGCCCGCCCAUGCCGCGCGACUACUUCGGCAACGUGGUCCUGUGGGCGUUCCCGCGCACGGACGCCGGCGACCUCGUGUCCCGGCCGGUGGGCCACGCGGCGGAGCUCGUCUACCGCGCCGUGGCGGACGUGGACGACGCCUACUUCCGGUCCUUCGUGGACCUUGCCUCCUCCGGCGUCGUGGAGGCUGAGGGGCUGGUCUCGACGGCGGACAGCGAGCAGGCGGUGCUGUGCCCGGACCUGGAGGUGGACGCGUGGCUGGGGAUCAACUUCCACGGCCUGAAUUUCGGCGGCGGCGGGCCCUUCCGCGUCAUGCCGACGUACUACCCCAUGGAGGGCAGCCUGUUCCUGGUGCCGUCCACCCUGGGCGACGGCAGCAUGGAGGCCUACGUGGCCCUCUUCGACGACCACCUUGCGGAGUUCAAGAGGAUAUGCCACAAGAUCGAUUAG
Triticum urartu is the source of this 1335-nucleotide messenger RNA. RefSeq names its product agmatine coumaroyltransferase-2-like. NCBI's taxonomy places the organism in Eukaryota, Viridiplantae, Streptophyta, Magnoliopsida, Poales, Poaceae. Gene Ontology annotation, molecular function: acyltransferase activity, transferring groups other than amino-acyl groups. The record is from RefSeq and is a predicted model, not a curated record.